AUGGGAGAGCAAUUACUUCCUUACGAAAUUCUCCAUUGCUCCAGUUGGGAUGACAAUUUUGGGCCCGAUCAGUUAUCAAAGGGAAGCAGCAACACUUCCUCAAUGUUGGCUACUUCGAAUAGUGCGCCGACCAAACUUGUAGGCUGGCAAACAGCACGGUUCCCUGAAUAUCCUCAGGAUCUAAUAAUUCAGAUUCUUUCGGGAGUCUCUUUCGUUUCUAAAAUUCAAAUAUUGUCUCAUCAAUUUAAAAUCGCAACCAAGGUUGAUAUUUACAUUGGUCUGUUAAAAGACGGGCAUGAUCUAUUACUGCAGCAAACCAAUGGUAAUUCUAUUGGCUUGACAACAGAAAGUAACCAUAUUAGUGAUGAGAAUGAUGAUGAAGAGGAUGUUGAUAAUAUGGUAAUUGAAUUUACAAGACUAGGGCAUAUUUACUUUGAUAACAAUGCCAAGGCUCAAUUUCGUGCAAGAGAGCUUAAGACGAUUAAAAUCAAUAUGAAAGCGGAAUAUAUCCGUUUGGUGAUACGAAAUUCUCAUAAAAAUAGCUUGAAUACGUACAAUCAGGUUGGAAUGCUCAAUUUAGAUAUUAUUGGGACCUCGAUUGCUCAAGAGCUGCAACAGGAAAUGGUAGCAGCAGAGAAUUCCAAUACUACACAGCCAAAUCUUAUGGAUAACAAUAGCAUCCUCAGCUCUUCUACUCGACGUACCAGUAUCUCCAGUAGUCAAAGCCAAUGUAAUGCUCGCAAUAUGCAUACGUGCAGCAAUAUUGAAAGAGAGUUCCAGCACUGGUAUACAGCUUUAUCAAUUGCAGAAGAGGAAGCUGUGAAAGGAGAGUGCUAUCAGGAAGCAAAGCUUUACAAAGAGCUGAACGAUAAGUUAGAAACUCUCAGAAGAAUUCUGUCUGAUUUAGAAAUAGGAAAACGACACGCUGUGGAAACAAAGGAUUAUGAUGAGGCAGAAAAAAUCAAGGACGAUAUAAAAGUAAUGAAGCAAAGUUUUGAAGGAAUGUUAGCGUCUGCUAAUAUUCAUAUAACGGAAGAAGGACAAGUUGUGCACAAUGUAGCAAUUGCUAAGCCAAAAGAUGCUGCUGAUCAAAAUGAUCUAUUGCUGUCUGCAUCUUCCUUGGCAAUAGUCGACAAUACUGGUAUGGUAUGCGAAUCUGAAACAGCAACACUAUUAAACAAGCAACAGCAACAGAGCUCUUAUAUCAAUGAUUUGAUGCCAUGUUCUGGCGAUGAUUGCAUACUACCCGCAGAUAUAGUGGAGCGUAUCGGGGAGGAGGACCGCGCCACUUACACCCUACCCAUCAAAGUAUUUGGUGAGGACCUUGUAUCCUGCAUAUUGAGCUUCAAGGCUAGUACCCGACUUCAAGGCCUGUCCGUUAUAGAAGCUUUAUUAAACAACGACAACUUCAUCAGCAAAGAAAAAGAUAACGAUGACUUUAUUGAUGCUACUUAUAUGUUAAUCAAAGAAGCCAUUUUAGACUCAAGGGAAUCCGUAAUUACACUGACUUUAAGGAUUUGGCAACAAUUAUUGCAGCAGAAAAAGCAGCAACGAUCGACUUUAAGUGAUCAAGUCACAUCCCGAGCAUUCAUGAGUCUUUUGAAUCGUUAUACCUCUACUGUAUCAGCAACGAGCGAUAUCAAUAGCAAUUCAAUAAUUCGACAGAUGAUCGCAGAUUUCGUGAUCACGUUUGUCCGUUUUCAUCCUGACUACCUAGCGAAAGUCAUUAAAAAACCGAAUCGUAUCGUACAUUCUUAUAGAGAAGCUAAACUACGUGUAGAAUUAGUCAAAUCAAUAGUUAUGGCAUUAGGUGUAUCUACACCUUUUGACAAAACUACUAUGAUUGGUACAAACAAAAACGACGGAGCACAAAGUAGCAAAAAAGGCUUGCAACUGCAUAAACAGAUGGUCCCUUUAAAACCGUUGACGGAUUUUUUCAUGGCAUACCUUAGGCAUGAGCAUGACGUUGUCAAGCAAGCAGUUUUGAGCCUAAUUGUAAUCGUUUGUAGCGAAGUAAAAGCUGAAGCCGUAGCUCACACUUUGGACGACUCUGCAAAAGCGAAUUUGACGGAGGUUCUCAAAAAAUAUGAAAAGGAAUUUUCAUAUCGAAACAGCAACGCUGAAAAGAAUAUUGAGAUGUUGAGCAAAAAAGAUAGAGAAGUAUUAGAGGAAUUACGGUCUCUCACUAUGCCUGGAGGAGUGAAGAGAUUGGCAGUUGCGAAACGCAAAGAAACAACGACAGUCAAAAAGGCUACACCGUCAGUUGCAUCAACGAAUAAGCCAUCGACAACAACAGUGGCAAAAAAGUCACUUGUAAGAAAGAAAACAGGUACGGCUGUUCUGAAAGAAGAAAAGAAAAACAAAAAGGUCGUCCAAACAGAACAGCCUCAACAAAUGCAAGCCGAACAAGAUAUCAACAACAGUAAUUUAUGCAUAUUCUGUGAAGAAAUCAAUCCUAAAUUCAAUGAGGAGUCCCUAAUUAAGCAUUAUUAUAACGAAUGCCCGGCUCUCAUUAACUGUACAUUAUGUCAAAUGAUUACAGAAAUAUCAACUUUGAAAGAGCAUAUGCUUUUGGAUUGCGAAAAACGCCAUUUGGUGAAAGAGUGUCUUCGAUGCUGGCAAGCGAUCCCAAUUGAUAAUUGGGAGCAUCAUGCGAACAAAAAUGAUUGUCCAGUCUGCGAUGCUGAUAAGUUUUACUGCCCACUUUGUUUGAUGAUCAUUGAGCCGUCAAAUGAUGCAGGUUGGAAAGACCAUUUGUUGAUUGAAGGUUGUUCGGAAGUGAAAAAGAUAAAAAGAGGAUUGAAAUAA
Mycotypha africana is the source of this 2808-nucleotide messenger RNA. RefSeq lists its product as uncharacterized. Gene Ontology annotation, cellular component: cilium. The record is from RefSeq and is a predicted model, not a curated record. The transcript has 9 exons. The coding region runs from base 1 to 2808 and encodes 935 amino acids. Lineage: Eukaryota; Fungi; Mucoromycota; Mucoromycetes; Mucorales; Mycotyphaceae.